GCGAAAUCCGGUUCAGUCGUGCUUGGACCGCCACGCGAAGAUCAAGGAUGAAUUCUUACAUUGUCCUUCACGGCGUCGGAGAUCUGCGUUUGGAGAAGGGGCCUGUUCAAGAAAUUGAACCUCAUGAGGUCCUCGUGAGGAUGUCCUGGGUCGGGAUCUGCGGAUCGGAUGUGUCCCUGGCGUACAAAGGGAAGCUGGCGGACUAUGAACUGGAACCGCCCCUAGGAGUGGGACACGAGGCUUCAGGCGUGGUGGCCAAAUGUGGCUCUGACGUCAAGAACCUGAAGCCCGGUGACCGCGUGGCCUUGGAGCCCGGAAACCCCUGCGGUUCUUGCCAGUUCUGUCGAGGGGGACAUUAUAACACCUGCGAGACUUCCUGCUUCCACAGCUCCCCCGUGCCUAACCCGGGAUGCCUCAGCCACUACUACAAGCACAGGGCCGACCUUUGCCAUAAGUUGCCAGACACCGUGAGCCUGGAGGAGGGCGCCCUGAUCGAGCCCUUCGCCGUCGCCAUCCACGCGUGCCGCCGCUCCGGGGUGUCCAUGGGGACGUCGGUGCUGAUCUGCGGCGCCGGGCCCCUGGGGCUGCUCGGCCUCGUCACCGCGAAGGCCAUGGGCGCCUCCAACAUCCUCGUCACGGACAUUAAAGCGAAGCGCCUGGAAGUGGCCAGGCAGAUGGGCGCCCACCACACGCUGCUGGUGGACGGAAGCGAGCCCCGCGCCUUCGCCCAGAGGGUCAAGCAGACGAUGGGGUGCAUGCCGGAGGUCAGCCUCGAGUGCAGCGGCGUGGAGUCCGCCUUCGCAACCGCCAUAUACGCCACGAGGAUGUGCGGCGUCGUGAUGGUGAUGGGGCUGCCCACGAAGGACGUCACGCUGCCCAUCGUCAACGCCGCCAUCCGCGAGGUCGACAUCAGGGGCGUAUUCAGAUACGUCAACUGCUACCCCAUUGCCAUCGAAAUGAUCUCCAAGGGGCUGGUGAACCUGAAGGCCCUCAUCACACACUCCUUCAAAUUCGGGGACUUCCAGAAGGCGUUCGAGAUUUGCCGCGACGGCGCUGACGGAGUGGUCAAGUGCCUCAUUUCCUGCGAGUGAAGGUGGAAUUGCCUACUUGCGUGUUCAAUAAAGCUGAUUUGCAAGAGAUUGCAGAGUGAUAACAUGUAUAAACACUUAUUGUAAACAUCCACUUGAGGAAGAUAACAAUUAUAUAAUUAAUGAGGCACAAAUCCCCAACGGUUCACAGGGAUCUCAUACAUACGAGAUAAAAAAAAAAAAAAAAAAAAAAAAAAAAAAUAUAUAUAUAUAUAUAUAUAUAUAUAUGUGUGUGUGUGUGUGUGUGUGUGUGUGUGUGUGUGUGUGUGUGUAUUAACUUUGUAGUAGAAAGUGUGCCUGUGGAACUGAGGAAUAUCUACAUUCCUUCAAGUCAAAGCCAUCCACCUGUCUCCCGAAACACUGAGCGGUCUUUCCACUUUUUUCAAGGAUUAUCACAAAUUGCUUCAAAUGCUCUAUGUUUUUCAUGCUGGAUAACGCAAAAGAACCGAGUCAUGAGCAGUGGCAAAUUGUUGCUUCUUUAAUCGCAAUGAUUCCGUCCCAACCAAGCAAAAGAAACGCAACCAGGUAACUUUAUUUCAAAGGACGACUAGAAAUAUUUCAAGUACUGGGAGGACCGUCACGCAGAGUGUAUGGAGAGCCAGAGCGUCUCCUUUGAAGAGAGUUAAAGUUUUAACAAUUGAACUAGCGCGGUUUUAUUUUUAAAAACGUUGACAACGCUGCAUGGACACAUAUGCAUAAAGUGUGCCAUUACUUAUGUAGUUUUAUUUCUUGAUUUAAUAAAUUCUGUCAACUGUUA
Penaeus chinensis is the source of this 1845-nucleotide messenger RNA. Its product is annotated as sorbitol dehydrogenase-like. Gene Ontology annotation, molecular function: zinc ion binding; L-iditol 2-dehydrogenase (NAD+) activity. Bases 48 to 1091 code for a protein of 347 amino acids. The transcript has 8 exons. Lineage: Eukaryota; Metazoa; Arthropoda; Malacostraca; Decapoda; Penaeidae. Gene Ontology annotation, biological process: D-sorbitol catabolic process. The record is from RefSeq and is a predicted model, not a curated record.